Molecule: messenger RNA, 3507 nt
Organism: Selaginella moellendorffii
Lineage: Eukaryota; Viridiplantae; Streptophyta; Lycopodiopsida; Selaginellales; Selaginellaceae
Product: DEAD-box ATP-dependent RNA helicase 9
Exons: 9
Coding region: 84-3230 (1048 amino acids)
Molecular function (GO): helicase activity; ATP binding; RNA binding
Source: RefSeq, a predicted model, not a curated record
UGGAGCACUUGUGUGCCUUGAAUGAAAGAUCUCGCCCAGACGGGCUUUGGAUGAGCGACGGAGGAUUGGAUUAGGGCAAAGGAAUGGCGAGCGUCCUUGGCAGCAUUGCCUCCGCGUCGCCAGCGCCAUCGUCGGCGGCAGCGUCCAAGCUCGGGAGCGCCGGCGUCUUCAGCAAGAGUGUGAGUUUCCCGCUGCUAGGGCCGCCAAUCGUAAUCCUCCGGCAUUCUUCCUCCGCGGCCCCUGCCCCGGCCAAGAUCGUUUGCCUGGGCAAUGGCGCCGGUAGCAGGCCCCUCGUGGCUAGCUUGUCCGGGUUUACUGUCACCAGCGACAGUCCAUCAUUCUCGGCAGGGAAUGCCAGCGCGAGCGAGGAGCUCGCUAUUGCGAGCUUGGGCAUCGACAGCAGGAUUGUGGACGCCCUUGCCAAGAGGGGCAUUGUGAAUUUGUUUCCUAUCCAGAGAGCUGUCUUUCAACCGGCAAUGCAAGGACUCGAUCUCAUCGCUCGAGCAAAGACAGGAACUGGCAAGACGCUGGCCUUUGGGAUUCCAAUCCUGGAUAACAUAUCGAGGGAAAAGAGUAGUAUGCAAUUCAGACCAGCGGGAACUCCACGAGCAAUCAUUCUGGCACCAACUAGGGAGCUCGCGAAACAAGUUGAGAACGAGCUUGUGCUCGCAGCUCCACACUUAUCUGUGGUUUGCAUCUAUGGUGGUGUUAGUAUCGAAGGCCAACGAAGGCAACUAGCAUCCAGUGUUGAAGUGGUGGUGGGAACUCCCGGCCGAGUCAUCGACAUGCUUGAGAGGGGCGACUUGAGACUGAACGAAGUGAAGUUUGCGAUCCUGGAUGAAGCGGAUCAGAUGCUUGCUGUUGGUUUUGCCGAGGAGGUCGAGAGAAUCAUGCAAAAGUUGCCGCUUCAGCGUCACACCAUGCUUUUCUCCGCGACAAUGCCGAGCUGGAUAAGGAACUUAACAAGCAAGUAUCUUAAGAAUCCAACAAUGAUAGACCUGGUCGGUGAAAAUGAGGAUAAAGUUGCUGAAGGAAUCAAGCUCUAUGCAGUUUCUACAAAUGACCUCGCAAAAAACAAACUUCUGGCCGAUCUUCUCACGGUCUAUGCGAAAGGAGGCAAAGCCAUAGUAUUCACGAAGACGAAGAGAGAUACGGACGAUGUUGCUGCUGUGAUGAGCCGUUCCAUUGGUUGUGAAGCCUUGCAUGGGGAUAUUUCUCAGUACCAAAGAGAGAAGACCCUGAGUGGGUUCCGUGACGGGAGAUUCAACGUUCUAGUCGCAACGGAUGUUGCAGCUCGGGGGCUUGACAUUCCAAAUGUGGAUCUCAUUGUGCAUUACGAGGUUCCCGGAGAUUCGGAAACUUUCGUUCAUCGAUCCGGAAGAACAGGCCGAGCGGGCAAGAAGGGGACCUGUAUACUUAUGUAUACUCUUAAUCAAAAGAGGGUCCUACGCACGAUUGAAAGCGAAGUUGGCUGCAAAUUUGAAGCUAUAGGCCCGCCUGCGGCUGAGGAUGUACUUGCCAGUUCUUCUGAUCAUGCGUCGGAGUCGAUCAAAAGCGUGCACCCGGAUCUCGCAAAGCUCUUUCUGCCUGCUGCGCAAAAACUACUGGAAGAGCAGGGCGUUAACGCUCUUGCAGCAGCUAUGGCCCAUGUUAGCGGUGUUACUCAACUCCCUCCCAAACGAUCUCUCUUGACAUACGAGGAGGGAUACAUGACUUUGCAGCUGACCGGUGGAAAUUUGAUUGACUCAAGUGCGGUCUCGUCAGCUGUAAUGCAACUUAGCUCCAAAGCAGGAAUGAGCAUGGGAAGAGUUACAAUGCUUUCGAGUUCGACGGCCACCGGAGGGGUGUUCGAUCUUCCAGAAGAUCUUGCCAAGGAGAUUCUUGCACUUCAAAAUGUCGGAAGCAAUGUUCUCACUGCUGUAAAAGUUCUUCCCGAUUUACAAGAAGACUACUUCCAGUCAUCAUUCAGUCGAGGAAGGAGCUUCGGUGGAGGAUUUAGGAGUGGCGGAUCCUCGUACGGCGGCGGUUCAUCUUAUGGCAACAGGGGUGGCUCGUCCUUUGGAGGUUCUUCAUAUGGAGGAAGUCGCACUGGUUCCGGUUAUGGUUCCUCAUACAACAGUGGAGGUGGUUAUGGUAGAAGUGAAGGCUCGAGCUAUGGGGGGUCAUCCUAUAACAGUGGAUCCGGAUCCUCGUAUGGCAACAGGUCAGGAAACUAUAGCUCUCCAAGCUAUGGUGGAAACAACGGUUCCACUUUCGGUAACUCUUCAAACUACGGUGGAUCUGGAUCGUGGUCCAACUCCAACAGCAGGGACGCUGGCUACGGUUCCAACAGCAGGGAUGCUGGCUACGCCACUGGCUCUUCCACUGGCUUUGGUGGAAAUGCUGGUUCCUCCACAGGCUACGGCGGGACUGGCUACGGUGGAACCUCCGGUUCAUCCACUGGAUACAAUGGAGCGGGCUUUGGUGCAAGUUCUGGUUCCUCCACUGGCUAUGGUGGAACGUCCUCAUCUACUGGAUAUGGUGGAACGUCUCCAUCCACUGGAUACGGUGGAACGUCUUCUAGUGGUUUCGGAGGGAACUCGUCGACUGGAUUUGGAGGAAAUUCGUCGAGUGGCUUUGGAGAAACAUCAUUUGGCGGAGCUCGAGGCUACAAUGCCAACCCGACGACUCCCAACGCAGGGACUGACUAUGGCUGGAGGAAAGGUGCCGGGAGCUCGGGAGGAUCAACCGGUGCCACAACUCCUUCAUACGGUUCCUCAACCGGAGGAGGAUAUGGUGCUCCAUCUCAACCUGGCUAUGGUGCGUCGGCUGGGAACACUGGCUAUGGAACUUCCGGCAACUACGGUUAUGGCAAUUCUCCUUCGGCUGCUGGGACUAACUACGGCUAUGGCAACUCUGCCUCCACCAACAAUGCUAGUGGCGGCUACGGUGGAAAUCCCGGCAAUGGGUAUGGUUCAAGCACACCAAACACAGGAACAGGAUUUUCAUCUGGGGGUGUUGGCUAUGGAGGCUCUCAAAGCUCGUAUGGAUCCAGUCAAGCUCCUUCCUCGUAUGGCUAUGGUGGCAACUCGUCCCAAGGUGGCGGCUAUGGCUCCAGCGGCUAUGGAGCGGCUUCUCAAAACUCUCCCGGGUAUGGCCGCGAUUAUAACGCGCCUGACCAGAAUUCUUCUCGUGGCUAUGAAGCUGGAAACUCGACUCCAAACGAUCAAGGUGAUCGUCAAAGGAGCUGAAAAAAUGAAAACUACAAAAAUAUUUUGUGUUAAUUAAUAAGUAAGAUUAAUUAACAUGAGAUUAUCAACAAGAGACUUGGAAGAGUAAUGCCGUCUGAGGCGACGAAUUCGGCGGCCUCUCGCACAUUUUUGCUGCUUCAUCCAGGGAAUGAGCUGAGUUUUCUUAUGGAGAGGAUGUGUGGAAUGCUCGUUUUCGAGAUGCAUUGCGCACUCCACGUGAGACAAAGCACCAAGAGCUCACUUCCCCAGAGUUCAAAACACUAUUGUGUCAUCUGCA